Durio zibethinus is the source of this 2282-nucleotide messenger RNA. RefSeq names its product TCP family transcription factor (gene TCP9). Lineage: Eukaryota; Viridiplantae; Streptophyta; Magnoliopsida; Malvales; Malvaceae. The record is from RefSeq and is a predicted model, not a curated record. Gene Ontology annotation, cellular component: nucleus. Gene Ontology annotation, molecular function: DNA-binding transcription factor activity; sequence-specific DNA binding.
UUAGCAGCACAACACAUUAACACUCCCUCCUUGUCCUUGUGUAUAUAUAAAGCGAAUUUCAUAUUCUUUUUGAACUUGUUCAAAAGGACCUUCCUCAUGGAACCCACCUCUUCCUCCUUGUAAAAUUCAAAGCUGUUCAGUUUUCUCUUUCUGUUUGUUUUUUCUUUUAAAGUGGUUUCCGAUUCUUCUUAAAAUAAGACACAUGGCUGCAAUUCUUAAGCAAGAAGUUGAAGAAGAUGAAGACGCCAGAGCGGUUGAUCUCGGCAUCAACGGCGGUGGAUACGCAGUUGCAGCGUCGAAGAAUCCCAAAGAAGAGCCCGACACAGAGACAGCUAUAGGCGUGAUGCCCAUGGAGGUGCACGUGCCGUCAGCUAUUCCCAUGCCGUUAUUGCCGGCACCACCCGCCCCGCCAAAACGAGCGUCCACCAAGGAUCGUCACACGAAAGUCGAGGGACGUGGUCGGAGGAUCCGAAUGCCUGCCACUUGUGCGGCUCGGAUCUUUCAGCUAACCCGAGAAUUAGGUCACAAGUCGGAUGGAGAAACUAUCCGCUGGUUAUUAGAGCACGCGGAACCAGCGAUAAUAGCGGCAACAGGAACCGGCACCGUCCCCGCCAUCGCUAUGUCGGUUAAUGGGACCCUUAAAAUUCCAACUACCUCCAACGCUAACCCUGAACCCCGUGACCCAAGCAAAAAGAAGCGCAAACGACCCGCUAAUAGCGAGUACGUUGAUAUAAACGACACCAUGUCGGUUUCAUCUGGUUUGGCCCCUGUAAUUACUUCUCAACAACAACUGCAGCAACAACAACAAGCUGUUUUGCCGCAAGGGUUGGUUCCAGUUUGGGCUAUACCUUCAAACGCUGUCGUUUCAGGGGCUUUUUUCAUGGUUCCAUCUAUGUCAUCCAUGGCUGGGCCUUCCACCCAGCCUCAUAUAUUGACAUUUCCAGCCACCGCUACACCGUUAAUUAACAUUUCGGCUAGGCCGAUAUCGUCGUUUGUAUCUACCAUACAACAUGGUGCAGGUUUAGCAGCAGCAACGCCUGGUCAAAUUCAAAGUAACGUAGCAGUUGCGAGUUCUACUCUUCCGGUUUCAAAGACGGUUAAAACGACGUCGGUUAUGGCACCGAGUUCGAGUUCUGCCGCUACUACUACGACAACGACUCAGAUGCUGAGAGACUUCUCGUUGGAGAUUUACGACAAACAAGAGCUUCAAUUCAUGACUCGAUCUUCAAAGCAUUGAUUGAGAAACAUAGUAAGAGUAAAAAAGAAGUUUUUAUUACUAUGUUUGGGCUCAUGCACUUUCAUUGGUGUUGGUCCAUCCGCCAUGUACGAGCAAAAGCAAAGCUAAAGGGGUCUCUCACCCAACCCAAGCGUAUAAGGGGUAGAGCACGUGCUCACGUGACGGGAGUUUUAAAGGCGUGCACGUGUAUGUGGGGUCGGAUUAUGCGGAGGUAGGGUCCACAUUUGUGGUGGGUCAACACUCAACUAAAUAGCAGAAGGAGAGGGCACUCCGUGGACUGUGCAAUGCAAAGAGUGGGAUUUUUCUUUUUAUUUUUUUGAAUCUUUUUUUAAAAGAGGGGCCAUGGGCCAGCUCAUCCCUCUGUCAUGUGAUGUGGGACGCGGGACCCAAUGGGGUGGAGAAAAGUGGACCGCACGGGACCUUUUUGCAUUGUUCCCAAUAUAGCCGCGUAGUGGUCCCGACGGGUUGGUUCGGUGGUCCGACCGAGACAUGUGGGCCAAAAGCUUAGUCAGUCUGGCUUUGACACGUGUCGGUAUUAGCCUUGCUAUUACGGAGCUUCUUUUUACUCAUGACACGUGGAAACUUUUUGGUAGGGUCUACGAGAUGACUGAAAAAUGAAUAAAUAAUGAUGAUGAACGAAAUUGAUUCUGGCAUCAGAUGCUCUUCUCUUAUUAGAAAUUUCUAUUUAUUUCUUUUUACUAGUAUUAGUUUUAAAUGAUCUGAAAUUUACUUUCAAUUAUAAUAUAUAUAUAAGUUUUGUACUUGAAGCAUAUUACUAGAGCAAGUUAAAGGGAAAAGGUUGAGUUGAUUGUUGAAUGUAGGUAUUUAUGGUGGAUGAAUGGGUAAGGGUAUCAUUUGCUAUUAUUAUUAUAUAGUUGUGGAUGGCAAGUGACAUGUGCUCAUCUCAUAUUUGUAUUCUCGACAACCAAAAUUUUCUGAUGUAAUUAAUUAUGCCCAUUCCCAUCAAAAUCGUUGCCGCAUUAGUCAGAAGAGAAAGAAAUAAUAAUAAAAAAAAAGUAGAAAAAAAGAUGAGAUUCCCUUGCAU